AUGGAUCGAUCGCCCGGCAUGAAGCGCCAGCGCGUCGGGGUUGCGUGCGACAAGUGUCGUCUGCUCAAAGCAAAGUGCGACGGCCGCCAACCAGUAUGCUCCAGAUGCGAUGGAUAUGGAUUCAGCUGUUCGUGGUCGGCGCGCAGACAGAGAGGGUCACCGGGGAAUCAAAUAGAUACAGGCCGGCGAUUCCUUGAUGAGUCCCCCGCUGCGCAGGCUAGCUCCACUACGGGGGGUUUCCACACAGACUAUGCAAACGCAGUCCAAUCUUACGAAGCAUUAAUUCGCGAGCUCCGGCCGAACUUGGAUCCUGAUAAGCAGGCGAAACUCGAUGCUGAUCUGCAGAAUAUCAAGAGUCGACUGCCGGAUACUGCCAAACUUGAGCAACCCAGUCCCAGCGCAAUAGCCGCUCCCCAGGAAGACUAUGCCACUGAAUCUUCACCUACGUAUGUUGGCAAGGCAAGCGAUAUCCAUUUCGUCCAUCAUAUUCGCCAAUAUGUGGCUGGGGACGGUGCUUUGGACGUAGAUGACCUCCCCACUCAGAGCUAUACUCAUUACCAUAGCUUAGGAGCGUUCGUGGCGUUGACCCAGCCGCCGUUGGUUCCUUCGCAAGCCGAGGCCGAACGGUUUCUGGAUGUCUACCUCUCAACAAUCCAUAUUGCUUAUCCGUUCAUCAGUAAAUCCGUUCUGCUUAAAGAAUUCCGACGGUUUCAGGCGGGCGAUCACCAUAGGCCGGAGUUCCAGCCGUGGCUUGCACUAUUCAACUUCAUAUUCGCCAUUGGGUCCUACUACACCUCGUUUCCGCACGGGAAGCACAGCGGCUCAUAUCAUCAUUUCCGAUAUUUCGAGCAAGGGCUCUUCUUCUCACGUGAGCUGGGCGCCGAUUGCUCUCUUGUAAAUAUCUGGGGCUUGCUUGUACAGUGUUUCUUCUUAUUGGCCGUUUGCCAUACGGACAGAUGCUGGAAUACCCUUGGGUUUGCCAUCCGCAUGGGCCAGAGCAUCGGCCUGCACGUGGAGAACUCACCCAACUGCCCGUCUUCCAAGGAAUCGUGGUUGAAGGAUCGCGCACACUGGCGGCGUACCUGGUACUCCAUGUACGUGCUAGACCGGCUACUGGCUCUUCAGCUCGGACGGCCGAUGGCAAUACACGAAGCCGACUUUCAAGUCGAGUUGCCUUCUACGACGGAUGACUCGCCGUUUAGCCCUAGCACCAGUGAUAUCACGAGCCAGGAGAGCCAUAGUGUCUGCGGGCAUAUGAUGGACUACUUCAUCGCAGUUAUCCGCUUUUCUCAUAUCCUAGGACUGGUCGUUCGAGAAAUAUACCGACCAUCCCAGAUCGACAUCUCACCAGACCAGAUGCUCCAUAUUGCUGCGACACUAGACCAUCGCCUGACAGAAUGGAAACUGAAUCUCUCACGACAUCUCCGCUUCGACCUAGGGCAUACCUUUGAGAAAUCCGUCUCCUUCAAACGCCAGCGAAACAUGCUCGCCGUCAAAUACCACCAUCUCCGCGCCCUCAUCCACCGCCCCUUCCUUUGCCUCCCAUUCCUCCAAAUGAACAACAUUCCCUUCAUAGACCUCCUCCUGAAACACAAAGAACGCAUCUCCGAAGCAGAAUACAUCUGCAUCCACGAGGCCCAGCAAACAGCCCACCUCUUGCACAACGUUACUGAUGAACGCAGCCUUGUCCACGACUUCCCCUGGUGGCAGAUGAUCUCGUGUCUUAUCUGCGCGAGCUCCAUCCUCUUCGUCGCCGAGACUUUCUACAGUGAUAACGCGCACUUACACGGACGUACAUCACCACAGGCACUCCGCGAAGAUGCAGAGAGCUGUCUAAAGGUAUUCGAGGCCCUGAGCGUGAAUUCCAUUGCGGCCCAGAAGGCCGCCGAUAUGCUGAGUGCAUUGUCGCGUGUAAAACGCGCAGGCGCUGAGCAAUUACCCUUCCAGCAGACCCUCUCUUCCCGACCCAUCACACCAUUACACCCUCUCGUUGGCGGCCCUGGUUCUUCUUCUGCAUUUGCGCCGCAGCAACCAGGGGCCUCUACAACUGGUAUAAGUACGCCGAGUAACCCAACGUCUGACGCCUUACCCUCGUCUCUCCUACCUAGCGAUAUUCCGUUCCCGUACGACUGGCCGAGUGAGAUCUCCAGCGCGAUGGAGUGGUCUGUGCAGUUCCUGGAUCAUCCGAAUUUUGGACAGGCUGGGUCCACUUAUGGAGGUGGUGGGGAUUCUGGGUAUCGCUGA
Messenger RNA from Aspergillus puulaauensis, 2244 nucleotides. RefSeq names its product Zn(II)2Cys6 transcription factor. Lineage: Eukaryota; Fungi; Ascomycota; Eurotiomycetes; Eurotiales; Aspergillaceae. Gene Ontology annotation, cellular component: nucleus. The coding region runs from base 1 to 2244 and encodes 747 amino acids. Gene Ontology annotation, biological process: positive regulation of transcription from RNA polymerase II promoter by galactose; DNA-templated transcription. The transcript has 6 exons. Gene Ontology annotation, molecular function: RNA polymerase II cis-regulatory region sequence-specific DNA binding; zinc ion binding; DNA-binding transcription factor activity, RNA polymerase II-specific. The record is from RefSeq and is a predicted model, not a curated record.